Spodoptera littoralis (African cotton leafworm) is the source of this 465-nucleotide messenger RNA. The record is from the annotation of a GenBank genome assembly. NCBI's taxonomy places the organism in Eukaryota, Metazoa, Arthropoda, Insecta, Lepidoptera, Noctuidae.
AUGUUCAGCAAAAUCGUAGCUUUGAGCGCGCUGUUGGCCGCUGCCAACGCAGGCCACUUGGGCCAUGGCCACGCUGUGUCCUCCCAAAGCAUUGUCCAUCAUGAUGAACCCGCACACUACGCCGCUCCCGUGGCUCAUUACGCCGCCCCCGUCGCCCACUAUGCCGCUCCUGUAGCUCACUACGCCGCUCCCGUGGAACACUACGAUGGUCAUGACACAUACGCUCACCCCAAAUACGACUUCGAGUACUCCGUGGCUGACCCCCACACCGGUGACCACAAGGCCCAGCACGAGAGCCGCGACGGUGACGCCGUGCACGGAUACUACACCCUCGUGCAGCCUGAUGGUUCCGUGCGCAAGGUUGAAUACACCGCUGAUGACCACCAUGGUUUUAACGCUGUUGUACACAACACCGCUCCCAUCGUCCACGACCACGGACAUGGACACGACUACCAUCAUUACUGA